GCAAAUUUUUACUUAGCACGAAGGUCGUGCAGUUAUUUUGUAGGUAGUAAUAAUAGUACAUCACAAACAGUCGUAUAAUUCGCACGUAUCGUAAGAAAUCUUGUAAAUAGAUAAUAAUUGAUAACGAUAGCACGUAUCAUACUGUAUAAUUAUUAUUCACAUUCAAAUUAACUAUAUUUAUUAAAUUAUUAGUGAUCUUCGAGUAGGUAAUUGAAGACGUAUUAAAAAGAAUAUAGUUCUAAUAAUUUCGCAAAGAUGUCGCUGACUCGUGUUUUGAUAGUGAACAGAUCUUAUCCCAGUGCCGGCUUGGAAUUAUUGAAAGGAAAUUCCAGGAUCCAAGCAACAGUAUUACCUUAUGAAGACUACGAGCCGCAAUCAUUAAAAGAAAUAAAACAAAGUGUUAAAGGAGUCGACGGUUUGAUAUGGAACACGAGGUAUCGACUGACAGGCGAAAUACUAGACAUAGCGGGUCCGCAAUUGAAGGCCAUAUCAUCGACGUCUUCGGGUCUUGACCACAUAGACCUGGAAGAAGUGAAAAAACGCAACAUCCGUCUUGGGAACACUCCUGGAGUGUUGAAUGAUGCUGUAGCCGAUAUUGCCGUUGGAGUAAUGAUUGCUGCGGCUAGAAGAUUUAAAGAAGGGAUCAGGAAUUUAGAGAGUGGUGAAUGGAAAUAUGGUGUUACAUGGACAUUAGGACAGGACAUAGUUGGAAGUACCGUCGGUAUCGUGGGACUGGGAGGCAUCGGCCAAGCCAUAGUUAGAAGGCUGAAAGGCUUUGAUGUAGCGAGGUUCAUCUACAGCGGACGAAGUGAGAAGCCCGAAGCAAAGACUCUGAAUGUGGAGCGUGUACCACAAGAACAACUGUUGAGGGAGAGCGACUACGUGAUCCUAGCGUGCCCCCUAACUAACGAGACCAGGAACAUGAUCAACUGUACUGCCCUCAGGACUAUGAAGAAGACUGCUGUUUUGGUAAACAUCGGCAGAGGAGAACUGAUAGAUCAAGAAGCGUUGUUCGAAGCUCUACGAGAACAGUGCAUAUUCGCGGCUGGCCUAGAUGUUGUCACCCCGGAGCCACUGCCCAAAGAGCAUAAGCUGCUCUCGCUGCCGAACUGCUUCAUAAUUCCACAUAUGGGAAGCGCUACGGUAAAUACAAGGAACGCUAUGGCGCAGAUUGCGGCCAACAACAUUCUUUUAGCAUUGGACGGACAACCAAUGCAGUUUCCUAUUAAUUGAAUUACAUUAUUAGAGUUAUCAUUUUAAGUAUUAUUUUGUAUUAGAUUAAAUUUUAUUAAAUUCAA
Messenger RNA from Galleria mellonella (greater wax moth), 1298 nucleotides. RefSeq names its product glyoxylate reductase/hydroxypyruvate reductase-like. The coding region runs from base 256 to 1233 and encodes 325 amino acids. NCBI's taxonomy places the organism in Eukaryota, Metazoa, Arthropoda, Insecta, Lepidoptera, Pyralidae. The record is from RefSeq and is a predicted model, not a curated record. The transcript is spliced from 7 exons. Gene Ontology annotation, cellular component: cytosol. Gene Ontology annotation, molecular function: hydroxypyruvate reductase (NADH) activity; NAD binding; hydroxypyruvate reductase [NAD(P)H] activity.